CCAGCGGGUAACCGGGAAGGGAGGGGCCGUGAGAUCACUGCAUUCCUAAUUCAUGAGCCAGCUCGCCCAAGCGGGGACGCCUGGGUUAUGAAGGGUCUAGGGUCAGGAUUUCCGAGUCUUGAAGGAGGAGAAAGCCCAGGACCCAGACCCCUGGGUCGCAAGGAGAGAUUGUGACUGGAGGUUUGGACUCCUGGGUCCUGGAAGGAGGAGUUCUGGAGGUCCUUGCUUCUAGAUUGCUGAGGGCCCGGACUCAUCGGUCCGAGGGCUGAAGGAGCGGGGGGACCCAAUAUUCUGGAUCCGAGGGAAUUGGAAUGGGGUACCCGAACCCCUGUGUUCGCGUAAGGCGUUUGAGACCAGGAAUGGUCUGAGGGAGGCAUGAAGGCCCGACUCCUGGAUCUAAGAGGAAGGAGGGCUCGGACUUCUGAGGGAAAUGUGACCAUGGAGGAGGAAGAUGAGUCUCGAGGGAAGACAGAGGAGUCAGGCGAGGAUCGGGCUGACGGUCCGCCAGACAGAGACCCUGCACUUUCUCCUUCUGCGUUUAUCUUGCGGGCCAUUCAGCAGGCUGUGGGAAGUUCCCUGCAGGGGGAUCUGCCAAAUGAUAAAGAUGGCUCUCGGUGUCAUGGCCUUCGAUGGAGGCGCUGCCGGAGCCCACGGUCAGAGCCCCGUUCCCAGGAAUCAGGGGGGACUGACACGGCUACUGUCUUGGACGUGGCUGCGGACGGCCUCCUCGCAGGGCUGGUGAGUGUCCUGGAUCCCCCCGAUACCUGGGUGCCCAGCCACCUGGACCUGCGGCCUGGCGAAAGCGAGGACAUGCUGGAGUUGGUGGCCGAGGUCCGAAUUGGGGACAGGGAUCCAAUCCCUCUUCCUGUGCCCAGCCUGCUGCCCCGUCCCAGGGCCUGGAGGACAGGCAAAACGGUGUCUCCGCAGUCUCACUCUUCUCGACCCUCCUGUGCCCGCCACCUCCUCACCUUGGGCACCGGAGACGGGGGCCCUGCCCCGCCCCCCGCCCCCUCCUCGGCCUCCUCCUCCCCCUCCCCUUCCCCCUCGUCCUCCUCCCCUUCCCCGCCUCCCCCUCCACCACCCCCGGCGCCCCCGGCCCCUCCUGCACCCCGGUUUGAUAUCUAUGACCCCUUCCACCCCACCGACGAGGCCUAUUCCCCACCGCCUGCUCCGGAGCAAAAGUACGACCCCUUCGAGCCCACUGGCUCCAACCCCAGCUCAUCAGCGGGGACCCCCUCGCCUGAAGAGGAGGAGGACGAGGAGGAAGAAGAGGAGGAGGAAGAGGAGGAGGAGGAGGAAGGCCUGUCCCAGAGCAUCAGCCGCAUCUCAGAGACCCUGGCGGGCAUCUACGACGACAACAGCCUGAGCCAGGACUUCCCAGGUGACGAGAGCCCCGGCCGGGACCCCCAGCCCCUGCAGCCGCUUCCAGCCCUGGGAACACCGCCGCAGGCCGACUCCACCCGGGCUGACGGAGCCACGCGGCGGCGCGUAUUCGUGGUGGGGCCCGAGGCCGAGGCCUGCCGGGAAGGCAAGGUCUCGGUGGAGGUGGUGACCGCCGGUGGGGCCGCCCUCCCGCCGGCCCUGCUGCUGCCUGGGGACUCAGAGAUUGAGGAGGGCGAGAUCGUGCAGCCCGAGGAGGAGCCCAGGAUGACGCUCUCGCUCUUCCGGGCCGGCGGCCGCGCCGCGCGCCCUGCUUCCGCGGCCCAGGCCCCCGCUGCGGCCCAGCCGCCGCCGCCGCCGCCGCCGCCGCCGCCGCCCGCCCCGCGGGCCCCCGAGGGCGACGACUUCCUGUCCCUGCACGCCGAGUCCGACGGCGAGGGCGCCCUGCAGGUGGACCUGGGGGAGCCGGCGCCCGCCCCGCCCGCGGCCGACACGCGCUGGGGCAGCCUGGACCUGCGCCGCAAGAUCCUGACCCAGCGGCGGGAGCGCUACCGCCAGCGUUCGCCCUCCCCGGCCCCCAACGCUGCCAAUGCCGCCCCCGCCGGCCCGCCCACCCGCAAGAAGUCCCGGCGGGAGCGCAAGCGGAGCGGCGGCGGCGGCGAGGCCAAGGAGGCUGCCUUGUCCUCCGCCGGCGCGCAGCCCGCCCCGCCGGCCGCCGCCGCCCCCUGGGACUCCAAGAAGCACCGCUCGCGGGACCGCAAGCCCAGCUCCCACACGUCGUCGUCCGCCCGCCGCCGCUCCCGCUCCCGCUCUGCCCGCCGCCGCUCCCGCAGCACCGACCGGCGCCGCGGGGGCAGCCGCAGAUCGCGAUCCCGGGAGAAGCGGCGGCGGCGGCGGCGCUCCGCCUCCCCGCCCCCGGCCACCUCCUCGUCGUCGUCCUCCAGGCGCGAGCGGCACCGCGGCAAGCAUAGGGAUGGCGGCGGCAGCAAGAAGAAGAAGAAGCGGUCGCGGUCCCGCGGCGAGAAGCGGUCCGGGGACAGCGAGAAGGCCCCUGCCCCGGCCCAGCCGCCCUCCGGCUCCACCUCCUUGGGCGGGGAGCGCGACAGCCGCCGCCGGGGGGCCGUGCCGCCCUCCAUCCAGGACCUCACGGACCACGACCUCUUCGCCAUCAAGCGGACCAUCACCGUGGGCCGGCCGGACAAGCCCGACCCGCGAGGCGCCUCCCCGGCCCCGGCCUCGUCACCCAAGCGCGAGGUCCUGUACGACUCGGAGGGGCUGAGCGCUGAGGAGCGGGGCGGCAAGGGCAGCGAGAAGGACCGGCGCCGCUCCGGGGCCGCCUCCUCCUCCUCUUCGUCCCGGGAGAAGGGAUCUCGGCGGAAGGCGCUGGACGGGGGGGAGCGGGACAGGGACAGAGAGAGGGACAGGGACAGGUCAUCCAAGAAAGCUCGGCCCCCCAAGGACUUGGCGCCCUCAUCAGGGCCCCAGCCAAAGCCGGCAGUCAGCAGUGGCUCCGGCUCCUCGUCCUCGUCUUCGUCCUCGUCCUCCCGGAAGGUGAAGCUCCAGUCCAAGGUGGCGGUGCUGAUCCGCGAGGGGGUCAGCAGCACCACGCCGGCCAAGGAGGCCGCGUCUGCCAGCCUGGGCUCCAUUGGAGUCAAGUUCAGCCGAGACCGAGAGAGCCGCUCCCCCUUCCUCAAGCCGGACGAGCGGGCCCCUGCUGAGGUGGCCAAAACAGCUCAGGGCAGCACCAAGCCCAAAAAGACCAAGGUCAAGGCCAAGGCUGGGGCCAAGAAAGCCAAGGGGACCAAGGGAAAAACCAAGCCAUCCAAGACCAGGAAGAAGAUCCGCAGCGGGGGCAGCAGGGGCAGCAGCGGCCCGGUGACGCUGAAGAAGUCCAAGGCGGAUAGCUGCAGCCAGGCAGCCGGAGCCAAGGGGGCCGAGGAGACCUCCUGGUCGGGGGAGGAGCGGGCGGCCAAGGCCCCUAGCACCCCGCCCCCCAAGGCAGCCCCUCCACCCCCUGCGCUCACGCCCGACUCGCAGACUGUGGACAGCAGCUGCAAGACACCCGAGGUCUCCUUCCUGCCAGAAGAGGCCACCGAGGAGGCUGGGGUCCGAGGUGGGGCGGAGGAGGAGGAGGAGGAAGAGGAGGAGGAGGAGGAGGAGGAGCAGCAGCCGGCCACCACCACGGCCACCAGCACGGCUGCGGCCGCUCCGAGCACUGCCCCUAGUGCGGGGUCCACCGCGGGUGACUCAGGGGCAGAGGAUGGGCCAGCUCCCCGUGUCUCCCAGCUGCCCACACUGCCCCCACCCAUGCCCUGGAACCUGCCCGCUGGUGUGGACUGCACUACCAGUGGCGUCCUGGCCUUGACUGCACUUCUCUUCAAGAUGGAAGAAGCCAACCUGGCAAGCCGAGCAAAGGCCCAGGAGCUGAUCCAGGCCACCAACCAGAUCCUCAGCCACAGGAAGCCGCCCUCAAGUCUGGGGGUGACUCCGGCUCCUGUGCCCACGUCUCUGGGUCUGCCCCCUGGCCCCUCCAGCUACCUGCUCCCCGGCAGCCUCCCCCUGGGGGGCUGUGGCUCUACCCCUCCCACCCCCACCGGCCUGGCUGCAGCGGCUGACAAGAGAGAGGGCAGCAGCAGCUCCGAGGGACGUGGGGACACAGACAAGUACCUGAAGAAGCUGCACACGCAGGAGCGGGCGGUGGAGGAGGUGAAGCUGGCCAUCAAGCCGUAUUACCAGAAGAAGGAUAUCACCAAGGACGAGUACAAGGACAUCCUGAGGAAGGCCGUCCACAAGAUCUGCCACAGCAAAAGUGGGGAGAUCAACCCGGUGAAGGUGAGCAACCUGGUGCGCGCCUACGUCCAACGCUACCGCUACUUCCGCAAGCACGGCCGCAAGCCGGGGGACCCCCCGGGACCCCCACGGCCGCCCAAGGAGCCAGGACCGCCUGACAAGGGUGGCCCGGGCCUGCCCCUGCCCCUCUCUGAGACCCCAACCGCCCCUUUCCGCCUUCCCCUCUUUGGAAUUCUGGACGUAUUUAUGGCCCCGCCUCCCCACUUCCCUCCCCCAUCAGUGGGAUGAUUGGGGGGGGUCGCUGUGGGAAAGAGGAGAGCCCCCUGCCCAGCCCCUUGCGUCUCCUGCAGCCCGGCUGUCCCCAUCGCCCUGCCCUUCUGUUCGUGCCCCUCCCCCAAUUUCAUUAAAAUUUCAUGAAAUGUUACCCCCCGA
Molecule: messenger RNA, 4602 nt
Organism: Sus scrofa (pig)
Lineage: Eukaryota; Metazoa; Chordata; Mammalia; Artiodactyla; Suidae
Gene: SCAF1
Product: SR-related CTD associated factor 1
Molecular function (GO): RNA polymerase II C-terminal domain binding
Source: RefSeq, a predicted model, not a curated record